Antechinus flavipes (yellow-footed antechinus) is the source of this 4634-nucleotide messenger RNA. RefSeq names its product RUNX family transcription factor 1 (gene RUNX1). The record is from RefSeq and is a predicted model, not a curated record. Gene Ontology annotation, cellular component: nucleus. NCBI's taxonomy places the organism in Eukaryota, Metazoa, Chordata, Mammalia, Dasyuromorphia, Dasyuridae. Gene Ontology annotation, molecular function: ATP binding; RNA polymerase II cis-regulatory region sequence-specific DNA binding; DNA-binding transcription factor activity, RNA polymerase II-specific. Gene Ontology annotation, biological process: regulation of transcription by RNA polymerase II; hemopoiesis; regulation of cell differentiation. The transcript has 8 exons. The coding region runs from base 73 to 1518 and encodes 481 amino acids.
UCACUUCCUAAGGUGAAAGAAAUCAUAUAGUACCUCAACUUUACGAAGAGACUUCAUUGGAAGGAGGAAACCAUGGCUUCGGACAGCAUGUUUGAGUCAUUUCCUUCAUACUCACAGUGCUUCAUGAGAGAAUAUGUACAUGGAAUGAAUCCUCCUAGAGACUUUCACGAUACAAGCACCAGCCGCCGCUUCACGCCACCCUCCACCACGCUGAGUCCGGGGAAGAUGAGUGAAACACUGCCGCUGGCUGUCCAGGAGAACAGCGCCUCCCUGGUGGGAAAACUCAGAAGUACAGACCGCAGCAUGGUGGAGGUUUUAGCGGAUCACGCGGGAGAGUUGGUCCGUACAGACAGCCCUAACUUCCUCUGCUCCGUGUUACCCACGCACUGGAGAUGCAACAAAACAUUGCCGAUUGCUUUCAAGGUGGUUGCCUUGGGAGAUGUUCCUGAUGGGACUUUGGUCACUGUGAUGGCUGGAAAUGAUGAAAAUUAUUCUGCCGAACUGAGAAAUGCUACAGCGGCAAUGAAGAACCAAGUUGCAAGAUUCAACGACCUCAGAUUUGUGGGGAGAAGUGGAAGAGGAAAAAGUUUCACAUUGACCAUCACUGUCUUCACAAAUCCACCACAAGUAGCUACCUACCACAGAGCCAUCAAAAUUACUGUAGAUGGACCUCGGGAGCCUAGAAGACAUCGUCAGAAAAUAGAUGAACAGACAAAGCCGGGGAGCUUGUCCUUCUCAGAAAGACUGAGUGAACUGGAACAACUACGCCGUACUGCAAUGAGAAUCAGUCCACACCACCCAGCCCCCACAUCUAACCCACGAGCUUCCUUGAACCACACAACGGCUUUUAACCCUCAGCCUCAGAGUCAGAUUCAGGAUACAAAGCAAAUCCAGCCUUCCCCCCCUUGGUCCUAUGACCAGUCUUACCAAUACUUGGGAUCUAUUGCCUCUCCUUCUGUACACCCAGCAACACCUAUUUCCCCUGGGCGAGCCAGUGGUAUGUCAUCUCUUUCUGCAGAGCUUUCCAGCCGACUUUCAACUGCUUCUGACCUGACAGCAUUCAGUGAUCCACGGCAAUUCCCAACUCUUCCAUCCAUUUCUGAUGCUCGUAUGCAUUACCCAGGAGCUUUUACCUAUACCCCAACUCCAGUCACUUCAGGAAUAGGAAUUGGUAUGUCUGCCAUGACCACUGCCACGAGAUACCACACUUACUUACCCCCUCCAUAUCCUGGUUCUUCUCAGGCUCAAGGCAGCCCCUUUCAGACAAGUUCACCAUCUUACCAUCUCUACUAUGGAACGUCGGCAGGGUCCUAUCAGUUCUCAAUGAUGUCUGGUGGAGACCGCUCACCUCCACGUAUCCUGCCUCCUUGCACUAAUGCUUCCACAGGAUCUACCCUCCUCAAUCCCAAUCUUCCCAACCAAAGUGAUGUGGUUGAAGCUGAAGGCAGUCACAGCAACUCCCCAACCAAUAUGGGUACCACAGCAAGGCUGGAAGAAGCAGUAUGGCGACCAUAUUGAAUUUUGCCUAGAGAUGGGCCAGAACUGAAUUUGCUUUGAUCUACUUUUUCCCAAAGUUAUUCCAAUUGCCCUAUGGAACCUGAAGGCUGUUUCACUCCUUUCAGAAGGAACUCCCUCUGGUGACUAGGCCAUUUUGGUCACUGUGUCAUUAUUUCAUUUAGGCAAUUUGCAAAGAAGAACGAUAUUUUCCUUGAAAUGGUCUCUUUUUCAUGAGAUAAAGCCUUCUGGAACCAAAAGGACCCCAAAUGGUUAUACUCAUUGGUCUUGAAGUAGUUCAUUACUCUGAUCUAGUUCCAGACCAAUGGCCUCUUAAGCAUCCAUUGACUCAGAGAUCCUACAGUUCUCAAAUGCUGUUUGAUCCAUCUCUGAUUUUUACACCCAACACAACCAGAGUGUGUCUACUUCACCAUGUGGACCCAUUAAUAGUUGUAAGGAAGUAUAGGUAGAUUCCCAGAGGGAAACUGUGAAUGCUUCUGAUUUAGCAAUGCUGUGAAUAAAAGAAAGGUUUUAUAUCCUUGACUUAGAUUUUUAGCUAAGUUGUAUAUUCCAAAGUUUGGAAUUUUGGUUUUGGGGAAUGCAACUCAUCCUAUUUUGCAUCUAAUUCAUUUUUAUUUCUUUUUUAGGCACCUUAUAAAUUGCAAAAUGCAUAUUUGCAUUUGGGUGGUUUUUUUAAUAUAUAAAACUGUGCUUGCUUUUUUCUUGCUUUGACAGUUGAAAGAAUCAAUUCCCUUUUCAUUGAGGUUUUAUUUAACUUUUCCUUUGAACUUGGGUGUAGCUGUUUUUAAAGUGACAGCUACAGCCUUGGGUCAUUUUCAACUACUGUACUCCUAUAGUGAGUUUCCAGGUAUUUAUGUAUCUUGAUGUCUAGACAUUUACUUGUGUGUUAAUACUUUUAUUAUUUAAAUGUACUUAUAGUAAGAGGGAAAACAAUCAAGUACUGCAUUUUUUUGGGUAGCAAUCAAAGUUAAAUAUAUCACAUUGAAAAAGACUGAGGGGGAAAAGGAUGGGUAAUAGGAUCACUUCGUAGUUCAGAAAUACUGUUUACAUUUAACUCCCUUUCAUUUAGCUCAACUAUGUUGUAGAUAACAACAGUGUUUUAACUGGUUUUUCAAACACUGAGGGCCUUUUUAAGAAUCAGGAAAACAGAGCUGUAUUCAACAAAACAUCACAUCUGUCUGCCUCUCUUCAAAUCAGGAAGGCUCAAUACAGCCUUUAAUUCUUCAGGGAGGCUUCACUGUCUAUAAGAGAGUACCAGUGGGCCCACGGGUCUGGUUCUAACACCUCACAGCUUACUUAUGUUACCCAGGUUUCUGAUUUUUUUUCAGACACUCAAAAUAGAAUAUGUCAUAGUGGAGCUGAGUUCUGAGUGGUAACCGAAUUGGGAGUUUGUGGGUCUCAACUGAUUUUUUCAGCUGGUUAGAUCUAAAAUGAGAAGAACACACAAAGUAUUCUAGCCUAUAGAAAAUGUCUUUAAACUUAUAACUUGUGCGCUGACAUAAAGUUUCUGAUCACCUCAAAAAAUUGGUAGUGGAAAGGAAUAGCUGUUGUCUCCAUGAGUUUUUUGGUGGAUGACUCCAGAAGCUGACAUCUAAAUUGACAUCCGACUGCACAGCAUCCAUGUGCAUCAAUCACUGUCCACGCACAUCAACAUUGUUGUUGCAAUGCAGCAACAACAUGCAUAGAUGGAGCCCAGUUUUGUGCUCCUGCUGCAGUAUUUCUUCUCUAAUUCUCCCCUUGAACUCCCAUCCUUACAGGGCCCCUGAAUUCUAUGGGAAAACCUUAUACAACUACACAGCAUAUUAGAAAUUCCUGGUACUUCAGCCCAUCCUUAAGAUUCAAACAGAUUAGACAUCACUCUACAUUUUAUGGCACUGUUUUUGUUUGAGAAUUUAAUUGGAAUGCAGUUGUGUGACUUUGUAUAAAUACAAACUGCUGAUAUUGACAUAUAUUUGUUCAAAAAUAUCUGAUUGUUAUUUAAUGUACCUCUUAAAUUAGAAGAAACAAUUGCAGGUCAACUCUGAAGAGUAUUUGAAAACUCGACUUUGCAUCAAUGUUUGAUGCUAAAAAAUUUUUUAAGGAUUCAAAUUAGAAAGAUCCUUGGCUGCAGGCAGCAAAAUAGCUGGACUUAUUUAAAAACAACUUGUUUUUGAGUUUUAAAAAGAUUUUUUUUUGCUUAUUUGUUAUACAUGAAUGCAGUAGCACUUUGGUAUAAAAAGUUACAAAUUAAACAAUUUAUGUUGUCAGUCAAACCAUUUUCAUCUAAUGAAAGAGCUAUAUCAUGAGUCAGAAAAACAUAGAAUAUUGUUGAUUUUUGAAUUUUAGGUCUAAAACUCUUUUUAGUUCAGUUUCAUGUUUGAUUACAUACUAUAUUUGCUAGCAGCAAAAAUGGCCCACAAUGAUAAAAAAAAAUUUUAAAUUUUUAUUUCAAGAGAAACUUCAGUUUAUAUUCCCAGAUUAAACAACAUUAUUUUCAUAAGAUUUUGGCCACGUUGUCCCUCAUGGCCUUAGAUAGCAUCUCACAGAAAGCUGAAAAUUUUCAGUCCUUCCCAGUAAGAAUCUUAUAUCUCUAGGAAAUCCAUCUUGAAUUCAACCAAGUACCCAGUAUAAAGAUAAAAGUAAAUAUUUCCUUCAGUUAAGCCUUCAUUAAAAAAAAAAAAAAAAGCAGGAACUUUCUAUCUAUCUAAUAGAAUCCCUAGUUAUUAAUCUUUUGAAUUGGUCAUUGAGAAUGUCACUCCUAAUAUACAGAAACAAACAAUAUUUAGGGUUUUUUUAAGUCAACUAAAUCUUUGUUGUUUAUUACAAAGUAGUUUCACUCAGACUUCAAAACUGUUUUCCUUAAGGAGCUCCCUUAAAGACCUACAGAGAUUAGAAAAAUGAAAACAAAAAACAAAGUGUACUAUUUCAAGCAUAUCAGUUGAAUUUCCCUACAAUGGCCAAUAAUUGAAUUUCAUGAUGUCAAAGGAUUAUAGAUUCAGAGCUGGAAAGGACCUUUAAAAACCAUCUAAUACAAUACAUUCAUUUUUUUCUGGUGAGAAAAUGAAGCCAGUAAGAUUAAGUGACUUACCCAAAGUGUAGAAAACAUUUGGUGAAUUAAAAAAGAAAAUUUGGAUAAAUUA